GAAUCCGCGCGUGCGCCGGGUCUCGCUUGCAGCGCGGGGUCGCUGCCGGAGGGGGCGCUGUUGGCCGCUGCCGGGAUUGCGAGGGAGCAGGGAGCGCGAGAGCCAGCGCCAGCGAUGUUCCUCCCUGGGAGCCGGAGGUUCGCUUAGUUCAGCCUCGGGUGAAAAAUGGCCACCGCGAAAAAGGGCAACGGCGGAGGGAGAAGCGGCAACGACAACAACGGCGGCAAAACUCUUCCCACUGCUCUGGCAUCCCCCGACACCAUCGUCUUGCAGCGCUUCAUAGGAUAAAUUUUAACAAGGGAGGAGGGGGAGACGGAAAGAAGCACCAACCUUCAUCUCUCCUUCGUCCGCUGGAGACCUUUUUAUUCCCCUGGAUCGUUCGUGAUUUCAGGAAAGAAGGGAAAAUGAACAUGGUGAAGAGAAUCAUGGGCCGUCCACGGCAGGAGGAGUGUAGUCCACAGGAUAAUGCCCUUGGUUUAAUGCACUUGCGUCGUCUGUUCAUGGAACUCUGUCAUUCACCUCGGCAUAUGACGCAGAAGGAACAGGAAGAAAAGCUAUACAUGAUGCUACCAGUUUUCAACAGAGUAUUUGGAAAUGCUCCCUCCAGCACUAUGACUGAGAAAUUUUCAGAUCUGUUGCAAUUUGCUGCCCAGGUGUCGCGCUUGAUGGUGACAGAAAUCAGAAGAAGAGCCUCAAACAAAUCUACAGAGGCAGCUAGUCGUGCCAUUGUCCAGUUUUUGGAAAUUAAUCAAAGUGAAGAAUCGAGUAGAGGAUGGAUGCUUCUCACUACAAUCAACUUAUUGGCGUCAUCAGGACAGAAAACUGUGGACUACAUGACAACAAUGUCCCUCCCUUCCACACUGGUUAAAUGCCUCUACCUGUUCUUUGAUCUUCCUCAUGUACCUGAUGUACCAGGAGGAGCACAGACAGAACUACCAUUGAGUGAACGACGGGCACUGUUGCAAAAAGUAUUUGUGCAGAUCUUGGUGAAACUCUGCAACUGCGUGUCACCAGCAGAAGAACUUGCCCAAAAAGAUGACCUACAGCUACUGUUCAGUGCUAUUACCUCCUGGUGUCCUCCCCACAAUAUCCUUUGGAGAAAGAGUGCAGGCGAGGUGCUAAUGACCAUAUCUCGCCAUGGUCUUAGUCUCAAUGUGAUCAAAUAUAUUCAUGAGAAAGAAUGUGUAGCCACAUGUAUCCAGAAUAUGCAGCAAUCAGAAGACCUUUUACCCUUGGAAGUUGUUGAAAUGUUUGCUGGGCUGUCCUGCUUUCUUAAAGACUCCAGUGAUAUAUCACAAGUUCUAUUGGAUGAUUUUCGGUCUUGCCAAGGUUACCAGUUUCUCUGUGAUCUUCUGCUCAAAUUGGAGCAAACAAAAGAGCCUGAUGCUAAAGAAGCAUUAAAAGACUUGGUACACUUGGUGACUUCGUUGACAACCUACGGAAUCAAUGAAUUAAGACCCACAGGCAUAAGUAGUGGAGCACCUUUCCUUCUGCCAGGAUUUGCAGUACCACAACCUUCUGGCAAAGGUCGCACAGUAAAAAACAUCCAAGCCUUUUCUGUUCUUCAGAUCGCCUUUUUAAAAGUGAAAACAAGCCAUCUUGCCAGAAUCAUUUUAGAUGCCAUUUCAAACAUCUAUAUGGCAGAUAAUGCCAAUUACUUCAUCUUAGAAUCUCAGCACACUCUCUCUCAGUUUGCUGAGAAGAUUUCCAAAGCCCCAGAGGUGCAGCCCAAGUACUUUGAAAUGUUGGAGUUUAUUAUCUUCAGCUUAAACUAUAUUCCGUGUAAAGAACUAAUAAGUGUCAGCAUCUUGCUAAAGUCCAGCACCUCUUACCAAUGUAGCAUCAUCGCAAUGAAGACGCUUUUGAAAUUUGCACGCCAUGAUCCUAUUUUUAGGGAUGUGUAUCGAGAGGUUGGAUUACUUGAGGUGAUGGUGAAUCUUCUGCACAAAUAUGCUGCUCAUUUAAAAGAGCCCAUUCAGAAUUCUAAUGAUCCAGAAUCUAAAGCAAACUUUUCAUUGGAAGACCGGAAUCAGCUUGCCCUGUUGGUGAUGGAGGCCCUGACAGUACUCUUGCAAGGAUCAAACACAAAUGCAGGUGUUUUCCGGGAGUUUGGAGGAGCACGAUGUGUUCAUAAUAUAGUGAAGUAUCCCCAGUGCCGGGAGUCUGCACUGAUGAUCAUACAACAGUUGAUUUUGUCCCCUAGUGGUGAUGAUGAUAUGGGUACCUUAUUAGGACUGAUGCACACAGCCCCACUUACAGAGUUACAGCUCAAGACUGAUAUUCUCAUGGCUCUCCUUACUGUGCUGAGAGAAAGUCAUCGCACACGGACGGUGUUCCGAAAAGUUGGGGGAUUUGUUUACGUCACAUCGCUGUUAGUUGCAAUGGAACAAUCUUUAAGUAACCAACCUAAAGGAGUGUGGGAAAAGGUGAACUCAAACCAAGUCUUUGAACUAGUGUAUACUGUUAUCUCUACACUGACAGCAGCAAUGCGUUACGAACCUGCUAAUUCCCAUUUCUUUAAAACUGAAAUCCAGUAUGAAAAACUAGCAGAUGCUGUGCGUUUGCUCGGUUGUUUCUCAAAUACACGACAAAUAUGUGCAACAACGUCAUACCCGUCAAAUAUCCAGCCAUUUCAAAAAAUACUUGAAGAUGAUGCAUUGUUGGAUUCAGCAGGUCCCACACUGAAACACUGUAGUAAACUUUUCUGUUGUCUGUACAAAAUGGCCACGGAUUCUUUUGACAGUUUUGCUGAACAGGUUCCGCCUUGCUUGACACAUGAAACUUCCCUUCCCUCACCUUGGGGUACUCCAGCUCUGUCCAGGAAAAGGCCAGGCUAUCAUACUGUUUCAACUCCUCCUGUAUUGCCCACCAAAUCCAUCUCAGAAUUGAAGCUACUCAAUGCACUGACUUCCUUGCAUUGUCCUGAUGCAGUCAUAAUACAUCCAGGAGCAGUACUUGCAAUUUUAGACCUCUUGGCCUCAGUCAGCUUCGACGAGCAAUUUGAGCAUGCAUUAGCUCUUCAGUUUGCAGUGGCUAAUAUUUUGCAAUCACUCAUCCAUUUGGAGAGAAAUCAGCAAAUGAUGUGUGAUGCAGGACUUCAUGCACGGCUUUUACAAAGAUGCAGUUCAGCUCUGUCUGAUGAAGACCAUCCUCUGCACCCACCACUCCAAAGGAUGUUUGAGCGAUUAGCUUCACAGUCAUUAGAACCAAUGGUCCUUAGUGAGUUUCUCCGUCUUGGUAACCCAUUGAAUUGUGGUGCCUGGGAUAAGAAACUAAUUAAUGUCUAUAGGGUCCACAAGCCAAGUUCAUUAAGUUGUGAAGCAGAUAUGAGAGGAUUUAAAUAUUCUCAUAUCAUAGGGAGUGAAAUAGUUGGAUUUGGUCCUGAAAAUGUAUUCACCUUGAAUGAAGACAACAGUCACUACAAGAUUAGUAAAAGCUUGCUCAAGGGGGGAGAAGGAAGCACAGUACCUCUGACCAGGGUGAAGUGUUUGGUCUCCAUGACAACACCGCAUGAUAUCAGACUUCAUGGUUCAUCGGUCACCCCAGCAUUUGUGGAGUUUGAUACAAACCUGGAAGGUUUUGGCUGUCUGUUUUUGCCUAGUUUGGCCCCUCACAAUGCACCCAUCAGUGCUUCGACCGCUACAGGAGGAAUUAACGAUGCAGCUGUCACAAGCGGACUUGGCACAGGUGAACGAUUCUUUCCACCUCCGUCUGGACUUACUUAUUCAACCUGGCUUUGCAUUGAGAGAUUUAGUAACCCUCUGAACAAUCAUCCUGUUAAGCUUCUUACCCUAGUGCGGAGAUCGAAUUCAUCUGAACAGCACUAUGUUUGUCUUGCUAUAAUCCUUUCUGGGAAAGACAAGUCCCUGUUUGUUUCUACCAAGGAGGAGUUGUUGCAAAACUAUGUUGAUGACUUCAGUGAGGAGUCGUCCUUUUAUGAGAUUCUUCCUUACUGUGCUCGAUUUCGCUGUGGUGAUCUAAUUAAUGAGGGACAGUGGCAUCACCUAGUGCUCGUGAUGAGUAAAGGCAUGUUGAAGAAUAGCACUGCUACAUUAUAUGUGGAUGGCCAGCAUGUUAACACAGUAAAGCUUCACUAUAUCCACAGUUCACCUGGUGGGUCUGGAUCUGCAAAUCUGCCAGUUGUUAGUACGGUGUAUGGCUACAUUGGAACACCUCCAGCUCAGCGCCACAUCUCAUCCUUAAUAUGGCGUCUUGGACCCACUCACUUUCUGGAGGAUGUUUUACCAGCUACCAGCAUCAGUAUCAUUUAUGAAUUGGGACCAAAUUAUGUUGGUAGCUUCCAAGCUGUGGGUAUUCCAUGCAGGGACUCAAAACCUGAAAUGGCGAUUUCAUCUCCUAUCAGCCUGAUUCCUGAAGAGAAAGUAUCAUUUGCACUUUAUGCACUAUCAGUCUCUACACUUACGGUGGCCAGAAUUAGGAAAAAUUACAACAAAGUGGACAGCAAAGCAAUAGCCAAACAGAUGGCCAUUUCCUCUCAUGAAAAUGCUACGCCAGUAAAACUGUUGCAUAAUGCUGCAGGCCACUUAAAUGGACCAGCAAGAACUAUUGGUGCAGCUCUGAUAGGAUACUUGGGUGUAAGAACAUAUGUUCCGAAGCCCGUUGCCACUACUUUGCAAUAUAUUGGUGGAGCAGCUGCUAUUUUGGGAUUGGUUGCAAUGGCGUCAGAUGUUGAAGGUCUCUAUGCUGCUGUGAAAGCUCUUGUUUGUGUAGUGAAAAGUAAUGCAUUGGCCAGCAAAGAGAUGGAGCGGAUUAAGGGAUAUCAGCUCUUGGCCAUGUUGCUGAAGAAGAAGCGGAGUCUUUUGAAUAGCCAUAUACUUCAUCUCACAUUUUCAUUGGUGGGAACAGUCGACAGUGGGCAUGAGACCAGUAUUAUUCCUAAUUCUAAUGGAUUUCAGGACUUGCUUUGCGACUUUGAUGUAUGGCUCAAUGCACCGUAUGAACUUCAUCUCUCAUUGUUCGAGCACUUUAUUGAACUUCUGACAGAAUCAAGUGAGGCUUCACGAAACGCCAGGUUAAUGAGGGAAUUCCAGUUGAUACCAAAGCUGCUGCUUACUCUGAAAGAUAACUUCCUAUCACAGUCGACCAUUGCAGCUAUCAGUAAUGUACUCAGCCUCCUGCUGCAAGGAUUUCCAAACAGCAAUGAUCUGCUCAGGUUUGGACAGUUUCUUUCCUCUACAUUGCCUACUUUUGCAGUCUGUGAAAAGUUUAUUGUCAUGGAGGCUAUCAGUGAGGAAAAAGAAGAAGGCGUUGAUGAUGAUUUUGGUGGCCUUGUCUCAGCAAAUACCAUUCUACUGAGAAAUAGACUCUUAGACGUCUUGCUAAAGCUACUGUAUACUUCAAAGGAAAAAAACAAUGUUAAUUUACAAGCAUGUGAAGAAUUGGUGAAGGUAUUGGGUUUUGACUGGCUUCUGAUGUUCAUGGAAGAGCACUUGCAUCCAACUACUGUCACUGCAACAAUGAGAAUUCUUGUUAUACUGCUGAGCAACCAAUCAAUCCUUGCCAAGUUUAAAGAAGGGCUUUCUGGAGGAGGCUGGCUCGACCAGACGGACUCUGUUCUCACAAAUAAAAUUGGCACUGUAUUAGGUUUCAAUGUUGGCAGAAUUGCUGGGGGUAGAUCAACAGUGCGUGAAAUAAACCGUGAUGCUUGUCAUAUCCCUGGUUUCUCUAUUCUACAGUCAUUCCUACCCAAACAUACAAAUGUGCCUGAGCUGUAUUUUCUGUUGAUGGCCCUUUUCCUCCAGCAGCCAGUUACUGAACUUCCAGAAAACUUGCAAUUUGAUCUGGAUUCCAUUUGGUCAUUUAUCUUUGGUGUUCUUGCUUCAAGUGGAACGGUGAUUGCAUCUAUUCACACUGUAUGUGCAGAGGCUGCUUUUUUAUUGUUGGGAAUGCUGAGGAGUAUGCUCAAUCUUCCCUGGCAAUCUGAAGAGGAAGGCUCUUGGCUUAGGGAAUAUCCAGUCACUUUGAUGCAGUUUUUCCGGUAUCUGUAUCAUAAUGUUCCUGAUUUGACACCUCUUUGGACAAGUCCAGAAUUCCUCUGUGCAUUUGCAGCAACUGUUUUUCCCUUCAACAUCAGGCCAUAUUCAGAAAUGGUGAGUGAUCUUGAUGAUGAAGUGGGCUCGCCUGCUGAAGAAUUCAAGGCAUUUGCCGGUGAUACUGGUAUGAACAGGAGCCAGUCGGAAUAUUGUAAUGUGGGGGCUAAAACUUUCCUCACCAAUCAUCCUGCCAGAAAGCUUGUAUUUGACUUCAUGCGUGUUCUUGUGAUAGAAAAUCUGUGCCUUGCACCUGCUAGUAAACAGACUACUCUUAUAGAUAUGCUUUUAGAGGCAUCACCUGAAAGAUCAACACGAGCUCAGCAAAAAGAAUUUCAAACUUGCAUCUUGGACAGUGUAAUGGAUCACUUAUUAGCAGCGGAUGUAUUGUUGGGUGAAGAUUCAACAUUACCUAUUGCUACUGGGGGAAGUUACAGUGUAUUAGUGAACAAUGUAUUUUACUUAACACAGCGACUUGUGGACAAACUUUGGCAAGGCAUCUUCAGCAAGGAAUCCAAACUUGUUGUUGACUUCAUUAUUCAGUUGAUAGGACAAUCGAAACGAAGGUCCCAAGGACUGUCUCUGGAUCCUAUUUAUCAUUGCCUUAAUCGAACCAUACUAUGCCAGCUUUCAAGACCGCAUAAGACUGUUCCACAACAAGUUGCUCUUUUGGAUUCCUUAAGAAUCUUGACAGUAAACCGUACUCUUAUUUUAGGACCUGGCAAUCAUGAUCAAGAAUUUAUUGGCUGCCUGGCUCAUUGCUUACUUAGCCUCUACACUGGCAGUAGUCUUGAGGGGUUUGGUCUGGAAGCAGAAGCCAGAAUGACAACAUGGCACGUCAUGAUACCUUCUGAUCUCGAACCAGAUGGAACUCAUAGUCAAGAUAUUAGUGAAGGCCGACAGCUUCUUCUCAAGGCUGUGAAUCGGGUUUGGACUGAACUAAUAGUUAGUAAAAAACAAGCUCUUGAGGAGAUUUUCAAAGUAACACUACCUACAAAUGAGCGUGGACUGGUGGACUUAUCUACAGCUCGGCCACUCAUUGAAGAUGCUGCUUUAAAGUGCUGGCAAAAUCAUAUGGCUCAUGAGAAAAAAUAUAUCAGUCGGGGAGAUGCAACCAUAGGUCCUGUGACGCAGUCAAAACUGUCAAGAGUCAGCAGUGGAUUUGGCCUGUCGAAGUUGACUGGAUCAAGGCGUAACAAAAAGGAAAGUGGAAUCAGUAAAAAUAACUUCACAUCACAGGAAAUAUCUCAAUGGAUGUUUACUCAUAUUGCUGUUGUGAGAGAUUUGGUGGAUAUGCAGUAUAAAGAAUAUCAAGAGCGUCAGCAAAAUGUAAUGAAGUAUGUAACGGAAGAAUGGGCUCAGAUAGAGUAUGAGCUAUUGCGAGAGAGGGGCCUAUGGGGGCCUCCAAUUGGAUCACAUCUUGAUAAAUGGAUGUUGGAAAUGCCUGAAGGUCCCUGCAGAAUGAGAAAGAAGAUGGUCCGGAAUGACAUGUUUUACAUACAUUAUCCUUAUUUGCCAGAAAAUGAGCAAGAAUCUGCCAGUAUCCAGUAUAUCACUGCUAUUAAAGUAUCCGAGAUGCCAUGGUUUGAUGAUGACAGAAUAGUUUCUGAAAAGAAACCUGCUCGUUACCGUAGAGCUAUUAGCUAUGACAGUAAAGAAUACUACCUACGACUUUCUGCUGGAAAUCCAACCAUGUAUCCAGAUACAAUUGAAGAGAGUUCGGAGGGUGAAACCACCCAGCAUGAACCUGAGCAUGGAGAAGACACAAUUGCAAGAGUUAAAGGAAUUGUGAAGCCACCUUUGAAACGUUCACGUUCUGCCCCUGAUGGUGGAGAUGAUGACAGCACAGAACCUUUCCUUGACCAGGCUUCUGAAGCAAGUUCAGUGGAAGAAGAAGAGAAGACCGAUAACCAAACACUCUUACGAUUAUUAGAAGAGGGAGAAAAGAUUCAGCAUAUCUAUCGAUGUGCUCGAGUACAAGGGUUGGAUACCAGUGAAGGACUCCUCUUGUUUGGGAAAGAACAUUUCUAUGUGAUUGAUGGUUUCACAAUGACUGCCACCAGAGAAAUUCGUGACAUUGAAACGCUGUCUCCAAACAUGCAUGAGCCAAUUAUUCCCAGAGGUGCGCGGCAAGGCCAGAGUCAGCUGAAGAGGACCUGCAGUAAAUUUGCUUAUGAGGACAUCAAGGAAGUCCAUAAGAGACGGUAUCUGCUGCAGCCAAUUGCAGUUGAAGUUUUCUCUGGUGAUGGACGAAACUAUCUUCUGGCCUUCCAAAAAGGAGUUCGAAAUAAAGUAUAUCAAAGAUUUUUAGGAGUGGUUCCCUCUUUGACUGACAGUUCUGAGUCUGUUUCUGGCCAGCGGCCCAAUACGAGUGUGGAACAAGGGUCUGGUUUGCUUAGUACACUGGUUGGAGAGAAGUCUGUAACACAAAGAUGGGAGAGGGGAGAAAUCAGCAAUUUUCAAUAUCUUAUGCACCUAAACACGUUAGCUGGCAGAUCCUAUAAUGACUUAAUGCAGUAUCCAGUAUUUCCAUGGAUCUUGGCAGACUACGAUUCUGAGGAGCUUGAUCUAAAAAAUUCCAAAACAUUCAGGAACCUGGCUAAACCGAUGGGGGCUCAGACUGAAGAGAGAUUAGCUCAGUAUAAGAAACGGUAUAAAGAUUGGGAAGAUCCAAAUGGUGAAACACCAGCAUAUCAUUAUGGUACACACUAUUCUUCUGCCAUGAUUGUAGCUUCUUAUCUAGUAAGAAUGGAGCCAUUCACUCAAAUUUUUCUCCGACUCCAGGGUGGUCAUUUUGAUCUAGCUGAUCGAAUGUUUCAUAGUGUACGAGAGGCCUGGUACUCGGCAUCCAAACAUAAUAUGGCAGAUGUGAAAGAACUGAUUCCAGAAUUCUUUUACCUUCCAGAGUUUCUCUUGAAUUCCAACAACUUUGAUCUUGGUUACAAGCAGAAUGGUACAAAAUUAGGAAAUGUGUUAUUACCACCCUGGGCAAAAGGAGACCCAAGAGAAUUCAUCAGAGUUCACCGUCAGGCACUGGAAUGUGAUUAUGUCAGUUCACACCUGCAUGAGUGGAUUGAUUUGAUCUUUGGAUAUAAACAACAAGGUGUACCUGCAAUAGAAGCAGUCAAUGUCUUCCAUCACCUAUUUUAUGAAGGACAGGUUGACAUAUAUAAUAUUAAUGAUCCACUGAAAGAAACUGCAACUAUUGGAUUCAUCAAUAAUUUUGGACAGAUUCCCAAACAGUUAUUUAAAAAGCCUCAUCCACCAAAACGAACACGUAGCCGGAUUAAUGGAGACAGUUUAGUUGCACCAACCUCCCUAAGCUGUGCCAUGGAUAAGGUCUUUUUUCAUCAUUUGGAUAAUCUUAAACCAUCUUUAACACCUGUUAAAGAACUCAAGGAACCAGUGGGACAGAUAAUUUUCACAGACAAAGGCGUUCUAGCAGUAGAACAAAACAAAGUCCUGAUUCCUCCAUUUUGGAACAAAACAUUUGCAUGGGGAUAUGCAGAUCUUAGCUGCAGGGUUGCAAAUUAUGAAUCUGAUAAGGCGCUGAUAGUGUAUGAAGGUUUAAGUGAAUGGGGACAGAUUCUCUGUGCCAUUUGCCCAAAUCCCAAAUUAGUUGUCACUGGAGGAACAAGUACUGCAAUCUGUGUUUGGGAAAUGGGUACCUCUAAGGAAAAAGCUAAGACUCUGACUCUUAAGCAGGCACUCCAUGGGCACACUGAUGCAGUCACUUGUUUAACUGCUUCAUCAGCCUAUCACAUAAUAGUGAGUGGAUCACGAGAUCGAACAUGUAUUAUUUGGGAUUUGAAUAAACUAUCUUUUGUCACCCAGCUGCGAGGUCACAGGGCACCAGUGUCUGCUUUGUGUAUUAAUGAAUUAACGGGAGACAUUGUUUCUUGUGCUGGUACUUAUAUUCAAGUAUGGAACAUCAAUGGAAAUCCAGUGGUGAAUGUGAAUACAUUUACAGGACGCAGCCAACAAAUUUGGUGUUGCUGUGUAUCCGAGAUGAAUGAGUGGGACACACAGAAUGUAAUAGUCACAGGACAUUCAGAUGGUGUGGUCAGGUUUUGGAGAAUGGAGUUUCUGCAGGUUCCAGAAACUCCAGUUCCUGAGGAGACUAGCAAACUUGCAGAAAAUAUGCAGGAACCUUCAGAAGAUGCGCAAAUAGAUGGGGAUGCCCAGGAUGAAGAUAGCAGUGAUUCUGAAUUGGAGGACCAGAGCAUCCAGGAUCUAAAACCGAAGCAAAGUUUAUCUGGCUCUACAGCACAUAGAACAAAAGGCACACGAGCGGCCUGGUUUGUAGAAGGCGAUGAAUCAAAACGCUGGGCUGAUCAACUUAGCAUAGAUGAAAAAGAUGGGUUUGUCUUUGUAAACUAUUCAGAAGGCCAGCCUAAACUUCAGCCACCAUCUCAACAACAGCCUCAAGUACAAAGUAAUAUGCAACAACCUCAUCAGCAGUUAAUGCAGAGUGAAAUAAGACGUCACAACCAGCUAAGACAAGGGUACAGAUGGGAGCGACAGCUGGUGUUUCGAAGCAAGUUAACUAUGCAUACUGCAUUUGAUCGAAAAGACAACUGUCACCCUUCGGAAAUCACUGCGUUAGGCAUUUCAAAGGAUCAUAGUAAAAUUCUGGUAGGUGAUGCACGAGGUCGAAUAUUCAGCUGGUCAGUUAGCGACCAGCCUGGGAGGACAGCUGCUGAUCAUUGGAUUAAAGAUGAUGGAGGUGACUGUUGCGCAGGAUGUUCAGUGCGCUUUUCACUGACCGAAAGACGGCAUCACUGUAGAAACUGUGGGCAGCUCUUCUGUCAAAAGUGCAGUCGAUUUCAGUCAGAGGUCAGGCGCUUGAAAAUCUCCUCACCAGUCCGCGUUUGUCAGAGUUGUUACUAUAACUUGCAACAAGAGAAAGGAGCUGAGGAGAGUGCCAGGAACUAGCAGGUCACUGAGCUGCAUCAGUGGUCAGACAAGAAUAAACAUUAUUGCUCCCAGCUAUUUCAAAUGAUUUUAUGCAAAAUGAAAAGUCAUGUUGAGGGUGGGGUGGGAAGAGUUUACAUAUUUAUUUGUACUGUCUUGAAGCACUGUAAUAUACUGAAUAGAAAGGGAUCAUUCGCUUUGCAAUUAAUGUGCUCAUCUCUAUACUUAUAGUUGCUGAGAGUAGUUCUGGACCUAAAACCAUCCCUCAAACAUCUUGGUAAUGUCAUUCAUAUUCAUUGAACUAGUGGCUUGUAAGAUUUUAGAUGUAAAUCUGCCAUCUCUGCAAGAAUCCUAUUUGUUUAUAGUGUAAAUAGUUGUAAUGGCCUUUUUAACAAGAGAAACUUCUGAAUUGCCUGUAACAAGAUGUCCUACUAACCACUAAAUGUGUGAAUUAAGAAAUCAAUAAGUAGUGUGUCAAGCAUCAUUUAGUAACUAUUUUAAGAGAUUAAAAAUGUGCAAAAGCUAACCAGAACUGUUAUCAUUUUUAAUAGCAUUAAUAUCUUGCAUUUUUUUCAUUUUAAUUACUGUUUGAAUCAAAAUGUACAGAUAUGGAUUUGUUUACUACAUAGCUCACAGUAUCGAAAAGGGGCCUAUUGUAAUUACUCACGUUGCUGUACCCAGAGUAAAUGCUUCCUUGUGUUCAUGACUUCAGAAAAUAUUGAUAUUUACCUGUAGAUGUGCUAUAACAGUAACAUUUCUAUUCCAGGAUACAUUUAUUUAAUGCUGUCCUCUUUUGGGAACAAUGGGUAUUUGUAAUUUCGGCACUUAAACCACCACAAUCCAAAACUUUGAUUUUUUCAGGUGUGGGGGAUAAAGAGAAUUAACUAAGGACUCCCUUAUUUUAAAUUCAACUAUUAAAAACUUAAAAUAAUUUUAUUAUUGUAACUUUAGUAGGUGCAUAUCCACUUUAUCCAAGUUAUUCCCAAAAUGUUGAUUAUUUUAUAUCGCAAGAUUUUCUCUGAUUAGUUACUGAAUUAUAACAGUAAACUGCCAUUUUACAAUUUAAAACAAUUUUAUGCUUUGCUAGAAUGUAUCCGUUGUCAGAGUAAAGGGAUAAGGCAGCUUCAGUUUCAGCUUUUUGAGAUUCAUACAUUUAUUAAGAUAACAGCACAACUAAAGCAUUAAUGUGGUAAUCUUGUUUGUUUAGCUGCUCUUCAAUAGUCAUACAGUGAAUUUCACAAAAUGGCUUCCACACAUCUAGAUUGUUAAAAUUGCUGAAAUUAUUUAUUGUAUCAGUUAACUCAUUGUUUAUGGACUUUGGCAGUUGGCAUGUCGCUCUGGAUUUAGCCUGCCCUGAGCAGUUACUUGUGGAAAAGAAACUACAAUACAUUAAAGAGUACCGAUGAAUAGAUCUGAAAAGGACCUCAGCUGUCAACGAAUACUGCUGUUAGUCAGCAGCUUUAGUCUGAAAGCAUACUGGGGAAAUGGAACAACUACUGGAAGUUGUUAAUGUGUUAAGUUUGUAAGGGUCUCUUGGAAUCAGAAAUAAUUUGCUGUUAAAGACCCCUAUUGCAGUAAUACUAUGGGCAGAAAACCUUCUUGUGUAAAAAAAAAUGCUGCUACCCGUGCAAGGAUCACCUCUUAGUAUCACUGUUUAUUUAGAAUUAACUUUUCUGUUAAAAUUGUGAUAGGUAUAUCAAUACAUACUACCAUAAUCUGUAGAAAGCACUUGAGCAAUUCAUGUUGUAGUAAGUAUACUCCAUGUGUGUAACUAACAUAUUCAUCUUCUCCUUUCCUCCUGUUGUAAAACACAUUAUUCAUGUAUACGUAUCUGUAUAAUGUAUUGUGCAAUUUGUACCGUUAUGCUUAAAGGUAGAACCUGAUGCUGAAGUGCAGCAGUUGUCUACAACAAUACUAAAAGUUAUAGAAAAUUAUUUUGCACCUUGCUAUUGUGUAUAAAACUGGUAGGAAUCAUUUUAUCAUAUGCAUUUAUCAUUUUAAAGACAGCAUUUCUUUACAGUAAAUGAACUGUAUAAUAUUUAUGCAAUUAUACUACUUUGAAAGUAUUUUUAAUUUCAGCAAGUUUUGUUACUUGUUGCAUGAUUAACACAGCUGACUUUUUGUGUCAGUAAAAUGUAAAUUGUUUUCCACUUUUUUGUUGUGUUUAAUAUAUUAACUAAUUAUUUGUACCCCUUCCCAAAAUUACCAUAAUCUGUACAGUAAUGAAAAUGAAAGGCUAAACUGGAGUGGGAUUUUUCUACUGUAUAUGAGAAUUCAAAUUCGUGUUUUGGUGGUUCCUGUGCUAGACAUGCAUUAUAUUAGUGUGUAAACUGUGGUAUCUGAAUGUUCAUUGUAUAUUUGUCUUUAAUGAAAGAGCUACAGUCACACAAUACAUAUGUAACUAAUGCAAUAGCAACAAGUCCUGGUACUAAUUUUUUUCCAUUUAAAUAAAUACCUGCUAUUUA
Mobula hypostoma (lesser devil ray) is the source of this 13429-nucleotide messenger RNA. RefSeq names its product WD repeat and FYVE domain containing 3 (gene wdfy3). The transcript has 66 exons. Lineage: Eukaryota; Metazoa; Chordata; Chondrichthyes; Myliobatiformes; Myliobatidae. Bases 405 to 10985 code for a protein of 3526 amino acids. Gene Ontology annotation, molecular function: protein binding; metal ion binding. Gene Ontology annotation, biological process: aggrephagy. The record is from RefSeq and is a predicted model, not a curated record.